Callorhinchus milii (elephant shark) is the source of this 2427-nucleotide messenger RNA. RefSeq names its product pyruvate dehydrogenase (acetyl-transferring) kinase isozyme 2, mitochondrial. The transcript is spliced from 11 exons. Gene Ontology annotation, cellular component: mitochondrion. Gene Ontology annotation, biological process: regulation of glucose metabolic process; protein phosphorylation. NCBI's taxonomy places the organism in Eukaryota, Metazoa, Chordata, Chondrichthyes, Chimaeriformes, Callorhinchidae. The record is from RefSeq and is a predicted model, not a curated record. Gene Ontology annotation, molecular function: pyruvate dehydrogenase (acetyl-transferring) kinase activity. The coding region runs from base 191 to 1423 and encodes 410 amino acids.
GAGGGGCGCGGGGUGUUGUGGGGGAGUGGGAGAGUCAUGUGACUGUCACCUCAGCGCGAACGGCGUCACUUGGUGCCUGGAGAUGCCCCAGAAGCUUCGAGGCUGUUUCAGUCGCCUCUUCAGCCCACGAAACCGCUGAGCCGACCGACCGACUGACCGGGCAGCCCGGGCCGACAGGCAGGAGGGAGAGAUGAAGUUCGUACGCUUUCUGAUGAAGAACUCGUCUCUGGCCAACGUGCCGAGGCACAUCGACCAUUUCUCCAAGUUCUCUCCCUCGCCGCUGUCCAUCAAGCAGUUCCUGGACUUCGGCUCGACCAAUGCCUGCGAGAAGACUUCCUUUAUGUUCCUGAGGCAGGAGCUGCCUGUGAGACUCUCGAACAUUAUGAAGGAGAUCAACCUUCUCCCAGACCGGCUUCUCAGCACACCCUCCGUUCAGUUAGUCCAGAGCUGGUACAUACAAAGUCUUUUGGAUAUCCUUGAGUUCUACACCAAGAACGCUGAUGAUCAUACUGUUUUAUCUGGUUUCACAGAUGCAUUAAUUACAAUCCGGAACAGACACAAUGAUGUUGUUCCCACGAUGGCGCAGGGAGUCAUAGAGUACAAAGAAUCGUUUGGAGAAGACCACAUGACCAGUCAGAACGUGCAGUACUUCCUUGAUCGCUUCUACAUGAGCCGCAUUUCCAUUCGAAUGCUCAUCAACCAGCACACGCUCAUUUUUGAUGGCCGAACAAAUCCAGCUCAUCCUAAACACAUCGGUGGUAUUGAUCCGAACUGUAAGGUAGUAGAUGUUAUUAGAGAUGCAUAUGAAAGUGCCAAACUGCUCUGUGACCAGUAUUAUAUGGACUCUCCUGCACUAGAAACUGAUGAACACAACGCUGUCAACGGCUCCAACCAGCCGGUGUAUAUUGUUUAUGUGCCAUCGCAUCUCUACCACAUGCUGUUCGAACUUUUCAAAAAUGCUAUGAGAGCUACUGUGGAAAGUCAUGAAUCCAGUCCUCGUCUUCCUUCCAUCAAAGUAAGAGUUGCUCUGGGUGGAGAAGACGUCACAAUUAAGAUGAGCGACAAAGGUGGUGGUGUCCCCCUCAGUAAGAUAGAUCGAUUGUUCAGCUAUAUGUACACUACAGCUCCCACGCCAAACCUGGGCAGCUCAGGGGGAGCACCUUUGGCUGGUUUUGGCUAUGGGCUGCCUAUUUCACGACUGUACGCUAAGUACUUCCAGGGAGACCUGCAGCUCUAUUCGAUGGAAGGCUAUGGGACUGAUGCUGUCAUUUACCUAAAGGCUUUAUCUAAAGAUUCUGUGGAGAGGCUGCCGGUCUAUAACAAAUCUGCGUGGCGGCACUACCAACACAUCCAGGAAGCUGAUGACUGGUGCGUCCCCAGCAGCGAUCCAAAGAACAUGGCUGUGGACAAAGUCCAGCAGUGAAUCAAAGACCAUUGAGCUCAAGGCAAUGGAAGCGAGCAAAGUAACUGAGAUGCCCAGUUUGCACUUUAAGGUGCAGCUGAAAGUGGUUUAAUUUGACUGUCGGCCACAACGUUCGAUCUUAGAAGACAUCGUGGUUCUUUACAAAGUAAAAUAGUGGGAAUUUCAGUAGUGAAGAAUCAUCUAAAAUCAUUAGCCUGGAGGUGGUUCAUAACAACAAACUUUUUGCCCCCCUUUUUGCCCUAAAAUUGUUACCAAAAUGAUGGUGGAGGGGGGAAAAGUAAAUUAAAGUGGCACUGUAAAUCUAGAAGCUGUUUUAAGCUUCAGAAGCUGUCAGAAUUUGGAGCCAGCUAAGAAUCUAGGAGGUAAGGAUUGCAGGUUAUAAGCAUAAAAUGUGGCUUAAAGGCAAAGUGACUGCUGAAAGACUGUACCAUUUAAUGAAACACAGCCAAAGGAAUUAGAGUGAUUGUUCCAGUGAUUGCAAAGAAGAAGGAAAAUGAAACGAAAUUAGACAAAUUACCAGUUUGGUAUUUGAACCAGAAUCUUAAGAAAUUCUGCAAUAAGAUAUGAGAUUUAAAGUGCUACUCGCAAACCAUUUUAAAUGUAUUUCUCUGUAAAACUUUUGAUUCUGUGAUUUUAAAAUGUGGCUCGCCCUUCACAUAUGGUUAAGUUGCCCUGAAACUGUGAAUUAAACCUCAAUAAUUGAGAACCUAUUUUUAGCCAUGUUAACAAGUCGAUUCCACAAGUGACUGACAUUUUUUAAAAAUCUGUACACUAUAUAUAUGUAUGUAUGUGGGUAUUCAUUGUAUGGAUGUGUCUAAGCAUUUAUGAACUAAAUGUAAAACUAUCAAAGUUCUUUGAAGUAACAGAAUGUGAAGUAAUUUGCCUUUCAGAUUAUUGAGCUUCGAGUAAGCUUCAGCGUUAGCUGGUGUUAGCGUCUUGGCCUUUUGUUGCAAUCGUAUUAGUUGUUUUUUUUGAAAGGUUGAUUUACAAACAACUUUAUGAAG